Molecule: messenger RNA, 8748 nt
Organism: Lymnaea stagnalis (great pond snail)
Lineage: Eukaryota; Metazoa; Mollusca; Gastropoda; Lymnaeidae
Source: the annotation of a GenBank genome assembly
AUGAAAGGGAGAGCACUAUAUUAUAGAGGAAAACUUGCUUCUCAUCUUACUCAUGUAGUAGAAAAAAUUUGUUCAGAAAAUAGGUAUAAAGAAUAUCAAAUUAACAUUUUUUAAUGUACAGUUCAAUCCAAAACAGAAUGGGCCUAUCUAUAAUAAAAUUUAAAUAUUUCAUCUAUACUCUAUAAUAACUUACACUAACUCUAACACUACUACUCAUUACUACAAUUACUUCAAUUAGUCACAAUUAGUGUCAUUAGUCAUUAUUAAAUUAUUAUUUUUUAGUAAUAUUAGACUAGUCAACAAAGUAGUAAAUUAUGCAGCCGCACUGAGUCACUCUGAGGUUAUCAAUCAGUAACUACACUGAUACUAAUUUGUUAAAUCAGAAAUAUACAUUAAUACAUAAUAAUCAGUAAUUCUGUGACUAUGUAACAUAGUCACAGAAUUACUGAUUACUAGUAUUAGUUAGUAACUGAUUAGUGUGGCAGUCACCAGAUUAUUAAUACUAAUAGUCAAUUAACACAUUUAAAUUUAGGGUAAAUUUCGAGAGAUCGUCCCUCUAUGGCCGCCAUGUUGUUUGACACAACCAGUUAAUUCUGUCACUAAUGUAUCCCUAAAUCGAUCCCUAUGCCACUAUGCCUAACCUGAACCCUAAAUCGACCCCUAUGCCUAACCUGAACAAUAAUCGAUCCCUCAACCUAACCUAAACCCUAAUUCACUGCAACUAUAAUAAACACGCAAAUGACGUCACAGGAGGAUCUCUCGACAGUAGCCAAAUUUAGUAGUGGUACUAGUACUAGACACUAGAAGACUUACAGUGGUCCAGUGAGUGGACAGUGUCAUCAGUGUGGUUAUGUGAUUUGUAUUAGUUAUAAUUAUACCAAUGACACUUUAGUAAAAAUACCCCAAAAAAACCUAGUUUGCACCUCAUUGAGCCCAGUCCUGCCUAUCAUUUGAUGUUAUCUGUCUCAUAUGCCUUAGAAGUUAGAAGCGCACAACUUUGUUUGGGAAAUAUUAACAUAGACAAAGAUGCAGAAAUGCUAACAAAAUAUGAAAUUUACUUCUUUUAAAUCUGAAUAUUGGUGCAUUGGGCGUGUCUAUAGUCAUUGUUGCCCGCUGUUAACUUUACCUACGAGGCCUAUUCAUAAUCGUAUGAUUUGGUUUAUAUUAUAUAGAAAUUCCCCCCAGGGCAUUGUGCAGUUUUAAAUGGCUUGCUAAUGGCAAGUGGCUAAGCAAGAAUUGGAGUAUUGUAUUGGCUUAGUAGUGCUAUGAUGGUAAAAAAAAACAAUACUCAGUUUGAAAUCAGAUUUCUAAAACUUUAAUUGUUUUUACUCAAAGUUAAUUGUUUUUACUCAAAGUUAUACUUCUCUCGAAACUUACCUUUCAUGACACAAAUCAUUUAUAGACCUAGCCUAUCAAAUGUCAUUCUUAUUCUUAACAUGACCUAACCUUGUUUAUUUGUGUGUUACUGUUGAAAUUUAAAUGCAUUUAUUUUCCCUUCUUUUUAUCACAAACAGUGUUGAAAAAUUAGGAAAAAUCAUAUUUAUAACUAAACAAGUCUAAUGCUUUUCAUAUAGUAAACUAUAAGUUCAGUUAUUAUUCAAUUAUUGCAAAGGGGGGGGGGGGAGCAAACCAUGGCUCGUGAGCCAAUUGUGGCCCAUGCCUCUGUUUUGAAUGACUCGCGCUCCCUUUAUAAGUAAUUAAAAUAAUCAUUAAAAUGUAAAUAGAAAAAAAAAAUUAAUGUGUAAUUUAAAUUUUCGGUUGCAGAUGUCACUACUAUAUGGGGUUGUUUUGCUUUUCUGGAGACAUAAUAAAUUCCCUAAAAUGCCCCCAACCCUCGGUUUCACCAUUUAUGGCUCCAUGCCUCUGUUACCUCUUGAAUCUGGCUCACAGCUACAGAACUUUUGACAGCCUUAAUUUAGUGUUGCAUAAAAUUGGUUACACUGUUGUAAUACCAUUAUAUAUUGACUUAGUCUAAGAAUAAUUCUUUAUGAUCUCACACUUUAAAUUGUUCUUAAGUGUAUUCAAGACUUUUUCCAUCAGCAAUAACCAUUCAUGCUUACAGUAUAAUUUACUAAAUGCUAAUUAAUGUCAAUUUCUUUGUGAAAUUCUGCAUUUAAUUGUUUACCUUACACAUUUUCAGUUACUGUUUUAAUUCUCCCCAUUAAACCAGUACAUGUCUUGUAGAGAUGACUUCAAAAUUUGAUAACGGAACAUUAACUGGAAAGCCAGCAUCAACUAGAGGCGAUGACAAAUCAAAAACCAAAGCUGUUGACUUGGAGCGUCUUCGCAAGAGUCUAGCAAAACGAUCUUUAGAUGUAAAAUUUGACUUGCAGGAUACUGACUACAAACCUAUAGAAAAUAUUGGCAUAGGAGCUUAUGGGGUUGUAUGCUCAGCAAUUCAAAAGAAGUCUGGGGAUCGUGUUGCAAUCAAAAAGAUUCCCAGUGUUUUUGAAGCAUUGACCAUUGCUAAGCGAACAUACAGAGAAAUAAAGAUUUUGAAGCACUUCAAGCACGACAACAUCAUUUGCAUUCGAGAAAUCCUGCUUCCCAAAGAAAAUGCUAAAGACUUUAAGGUUAGAAAGUAUAAUUUUAUUUUGGUAACCAUCGACUCCUUACAAGAGUUACCUUAAUGAGUAGGAUCAAUUUUAAGUUUUAUAUAAUUUUGAGUUUUAACAAAUGUUCAACCCAGUUCAACAGCUUCGAUACACACUAGUAAAUUUUAAAGUUAUUUAUUUUGUACCUUUUCCUUUUUACUAAACACUUAAUAUUGAAUCGUUAAUUUUUGUAUUAAAAAUUAGUCUGUCAUUGUUUCUUUAAAUUACAGGAUAUCUAUGUUGUGUUUGAUCUUAUGGAAAGUGACCUUCAUCGCAUCAUCUACUCAGAACAGGAACUUAGUGAGGAACACAUUCGCUAUUUUCUGUAUCAAAUUCUGCGAGGAUUAAAAUAUAUCCACUCUGCUAAUGUUAUUCACCGUGAUCUCAAGCCUAGCAAUCUUCUUGUUAAUGAAGACUGCCAUUUGAGGAUUGGAGAUUUUGGUAACAGAACACUUUAAUUAUGCACUUGACUUAAAUUAGUGUACGAUCAGAAGUUGUUGAAGGUUCUUCUCACCUCAUCAAAUUAAAAAAAUAAACAGGAGGACCUUAUUGCAUAUUUAUAGCCUAUAACUUAAUUAUUAAUAUGUGUGCAGCAUUUUUAAGAUGGAAUAGAAAAAAUAUUUUAAUUUAAAAUAUGAGAAUUAACAUUUUUCACUUUUGAAAUGACCACUCGCAACCCAUUUAUGACAUAUUCAUGACACAUAGCAUCCAUGGUCUCAACACAUUCAUUUUAACACCUUAACUCACAAUAUCCCAACCUAGUAUUCAUUAAAAAAAGCCUUAAUUGUUAAGAAUUGAAUUUUGAUACCAUAUUUUGAUGCUCUUAACUUUAUCUAAUCCAGGUAUGGCCAGAGGUGUAUUCUAUACCCCCAAUGAACCUAGUUACUACAUGACUCAGUAUGUGGCAACACGGUGGUAUCGUGCCCCUGAGAUUCUCCUUUCAAUGCUAGAAUAUGGGACCGCUGUGGACAUGUGGUCUGUGGGCUGCAUUUUUGCUGAGAUGAUUGGCAGGAAGCAUUUGUUUCCAGGUAUCAUGAUAUUUUAAAUGUAUUCCACCCGAGCUGAAAAAUAAAACUCUGUAGCUAACAUUGUUCAUCAUGCAACAUUGUGUCAUGGUCUGAGAUGAUAAAAAAACAAUUCUGUUUUAUCUGUUUGUAUGAAUCGGAUAUUCCCAAACUUUUUUUGAGUCGCUGUGCCCUUUAAGCAUCCAGGUUUUCCUAAAUCAAGUAUGAAAUCCUAACAAGUGCACUGUGAAAAAGAGAAUUCGCAAUGAAUUUUUUUUUUUUCAAUUUGAGGUGUCUUGAGGGGGAGCUGCGGCUCUUUAUUGCUGCACGACACACAGUGUGUGAACCAAUUUUAUAAAUUAUUUUUUUUUUCAAAAAGGCUAUUAAGAAUUUUCAGUUUAAAAAAUUUGAAUGAUUUGUAAAUAGUUGUUAAUUUGUGUGUUGUUAAAAUUAUGUGUGUGUGUGUUAAUUCCAUACCUGUAGGAAAAGACUACAUUACACAAGUGAAGCUGAUUCUCGGUGUGCUGGGCACUCCUUCCGAUGCACUGUUGAAGAAUUGCCAAAAUGAUAUUCUCAAAAGAAUUAUUAAAGGUAGUAGAAAGAAGUUGCUUAUUAUUUACUAAGCAUAUUUACACUGUAAGGAUUAGUGCCUCAUGCUUUUUUUUAUGAUUUUUACUUACUAUAAUAAAAUUACGCCCAGUGCUUUUAAAAAGGGAUUUAAAAAGCAUAUAAAAUGUAACGACAUAGUAAUUCCAAAAUGUUCAUUUUUUUUUCCUAAGACUCUAAACCUUUUUUUUCCCAACUAUUUUUUCCUGACAGGGUUCACUAAAAAGGAACCAGUUUCCUGGGACAAGCUAUUCCCAAAGACUAGUAAAAAAUCUCUGGACCUGCUCAGCAAAAUGUUGGUGUUGAAUCCAACAGAUCGCAUCACGGUGGAGCGAGCUUUGUCCCACAGGCUGCUCAAUAACUACCAUGACCCAGAUGAUGAGCCCAUCUGUGUCCCAACAUUUAAUUUUGACUUUGAAAAAGAGGUAAUCUGGUAUUUUCUCCCCCCACGCUCUAUCACAAAUAGUGUAAAUUAAUUUUAAUAAUGAUGGUGUUCUUUCGGAUUUUAUUCAGAGUGCUUCACGAAUACAUCCACCAUUUCUUUCAAUACUUACGAGAACAUGAAGACAUGAUUGAAACAAACAAAAAAUCAUUAUUUCUAAAUAAUGAAAACUUUGCUCUGGAGUAAAUUAUUUAACCGGGUUAACUUUGAUGUGAAGUCAUAUUUAAUUAAAAACAUUUGCAAAUGUGAAUGCUCAACUUUUGUACAUUUCAGGAUCUGGAUAAAAAUCAGCUGAGGUCUGCCAUAAUGGAUGAGAUAAUGAGCUUCCACCAGCCAAAAGCUCCGACACUCAGCUUCAGCGCCUGCCUGCGGCCCGCUCCAAAACCAGAGGAUCAUGGACAUAAAGAGGGAAAGUUGGAAGAUGACCUCAGUGUGGUGGAGUCAGCUCAACCACCGCCAAACUCUGGUAAGUCCGCACUGUUGUUCAACACAUAAUUUGAUUGGCAAGCACAGGGCAAAAGUGUGACAAACUCACUGAACACAGAUGUGCCACUUAGCAGAUGUACUAAAAAAUAUAUUAUUAUUUUUAACAUGCAUAUUUUGUUAUUCAGGUGAGAUUAAACCCAACAAGGCAGAACAUGAUCUGGUAUUUAAAGCCCCCAGCAGUGUUGACUUUAAACCCAGCAACAAGGUCUCCCCGGUGUCUGUUGACAUUGGUAAACUUCAUGUGGUGACUGCCUGUGCAGAUAUUGAGAUGCUGAGCGCCCAGUCCAAUGAUGGGAGACCCAUGGACACACACCAGUCGGAUAUACUCAGCAUGAAUAAAGUGAUCUCAGAAGAUGAAGAGAAAGACGAACUGGACAGGAAGGUGGCUGGGGACAAAGACUUGAAAGGUCAAGGGGAUAAAAAAGGGGGAAACACAAUUUCAGAGGACACAAAGGCAAGAAUGAAACUUGCCCUGAUGAAUGCUACUCAGAGGAAGCAAAGAGCAGGUGCGUAGUCUUUGAGUGUUACAAAGAGCAGUUGUGCAGUCAUGAGUGUUACAAUAAAUUGAUCAUGGGCCCUUAAUAUAAAGAAGAAGAAGAGCAGGUAUGUAGCCAUGAGUGUUACAAAGAGCAGGUGUUUAGUGAUGAGUGUUACAAAGAGCAAGUGUUUAGUCAUGAGUGUUACAAAGAGCAGGUGGGCAGUCAUGAGUGUUACAAAGAGCAGGUGUGUAGUUAUGAGUAUUACAAAGAACAGGUAGGCAGUCAUGAGAGUUACAAAGAGCAGGUGUGAAGUAAUGAGUGUUACAAAGAGCAGGUGUGUAGUCAUGAGUGUUACAAAGAGGAGGCAGGCAGUCAUGAGUGUUACAAAGAGCAGGUGGGCAGUCAUGAGUGUUACAAAUAUCAUUGUGUUAGUCUUGCCUGGCAAUGGUUGAAAUUGUAUGUUUUUGCUUUCCAACCUUUAGCUGUUUAGGAAUGAUGCCACUUGCCAUCUUGUAAUGUAGCAUAUAUUUAAUGUAAGGAAUUUUUUUUAAUGGUUUUUACAAUGAUCCCACUCUCCCUGGGGAGCCAUCCUUGAGUUAGCCACACCUCCGUCACUAAAAAACUAAGCACCAAACUUAAACCAAUGAUGAAUCAAGAGGGGGUGGUGGGGGAGAUCUCUCCCAGAUUGCCAAACUUUUGGGGAUAUUUAACCAUUCUUUUCUUAGGGCCCUAAAGAUUUACUGCAAAAAAACUACCAGGCAGCCAGGCGAUAUUUACUCUCAUUUGAUUUAUAGUAUUUUUUUUUUUUUAUAUUUAGUGUGGGGGAUUUUACUUUUUAUUUGCCACAGCUGUGGCUAUUUCUGAAAAGGUUUCCUACCUUUGGUCUAGUAAUGAUUAUUCAAUAUUGAUACGUUUCACAACAUUCAUAUGUCAAGGAAAGUAAUACUCACCACAAUGUUCUCAUGUAAUAUGCAAAGCUAUCUCAUGCACAUCUCAGAUGUCAAGGAAAGUAAUACUCACCACAAUGUUCUCAUGUAAUGUGCAAAGCUAUCUCAUGCACACCUCAGAUGUCAAGGAAAGUAAUACUCACCACAAUGUUCUCAUGUAAUGUGCAAAGCUAUCUCAUGCACAGCGCAGAGGAAAGACGUUCAUUUGUGUGCACCAAUAAAAACGUGCAUUAAGCGUUCAUGACCCACGUAGAACAUGGAUCUCUGAAUCCAGGCAAUUCCUAUGGCCCGAAACAUGUUUCCGCCAAACCCUAAAAAAAAUCUCAGAAACGCAUCUGUCAAAAAACAUUUCACAAAUUCUUCAUAAUUACAGACAUCUCACCACUUAUAACACACUACAUCCAAUUCCUAUAUCAAGGACGCUGCCCCAGAUUAGUGAAAAUGCCAAUGAGUAUAUAACAGACAUAGCCAAAAAUACAGCCUUAUUUAUUGACUUCAACAUUAUUUAUUGGCACAAAUGCCUUCACAAAAUUGUGUUGUAUUAAUAUUAUACUAAAACCAGUGGCGGAUCUAGAAAAAUAAUUACAUAAGAGGCUGUAAAGAGGAUUAUUUGUCUCCCUAGUUUGGUGGGUCCGAUGCCUUCAUUCUUUCCUUGAGGCGCCCUCUACCCAUUCUACUCUCAAAGAGAAUACGCUCGCUCCUAUGUGCAGGGCGCAGCAGUGCACACUUUGGAUUGGAGGAUUUCAAUCAUGUUAUGAGAAUGCAAUACACUAACUGUUGCUUGAAUGUAAUACACUAACUGUUGCUUGAAUGUAAUACACUUACUGUUGCUUGAAUGAUCUUAUUUCAGAGUCUCAAGGAGAGGAGACCAAAGACACAAGGCCCGUAACUGCUGCCCAGAGACAGAAGGAAAGGGAAGAGAAGAGAAGAAAAAAGAAAGAGCGAGCACUUGAAAAAGUGAAAAAAUCUAAAGAAAAGAAAGGUGGGGCAUUCAUAUCUUUAUAAGUAAUGAAAGGUGUGUCAUUCAUAUCUUUAUAAGUAAUGAAAGGUGUGUCAUUCAUAUCUUUAUAAGUAAUGAAAGGUGUGUCAUUCAUAUCUUUAUAAGUAAUGAAAGGUGGGGCAUUCAUAUCUUUAUAAGUAAUGAAAGGUGUGUCAUUCAUAUCUUUAUAAGUAAUGAAGGGUGUGUCAUUCAUAUCUUUAUAAGUAAUGAAGGGUGUGUCAUUCAUAUCAUUAUAAGUAAUGAAAGGUGUGUCAUUCAUAUCUUUAUAAGUAAUGAAAGGUGUGUCAUUCAUAUAUUUAUAAGUAAUGAAAGGUUGGGAGGUGGGGGUUGUUAGAGAAAGAAAAAAUGUCCUUUUUACCUGUCAGGCUUAGGCUGAGAAUUGAACUCCAAUCAUCUGGUAUGGAAUGACCCAGGAUUUGAUCAUUUGGUUUGCUGAGAAAUGUGAAGAAUUAUUGAACUGCUCGUGAAAUUGUAAUAGUUUGUUAUCAAUAUUUUUACUGAAUAGUCAACAACGCUCUAACAAUAUUUUUGCUGUACAUUUUUUUGUAAGAAUUAAACACCAAUACCAUGACUGGCUUGACCCAAAGAUUUUACAAUGUGUAUGGUUGUGUGUGUGUGUGGGGGGGGGGGGGGGGGUGUUGUGGAGCAGGAGCCGAUAAAUGCCCCUGAUUAAAGGUAACAGAGCUUUACAACCUUUGUUUUUUUAAUUAUUUUUUUUGUAUACUAAUUUUGAUACUAUUGUCAUUGCUUUCAUUUUUUUUCUCAUCAGCAGGCUGUCAAGAUCAGUCUAUCACUUUGUCCAGUCAGGACGUGGAGCUCCUUCGUCGAUGGACAGUCAUGCAGAAUCCUGGACAGGGGGGACAACAAGCCGAUGCAACAAGUCCCCCACACCCUGGUCCAGCCAUGACCCCUCCACAAGUGACCAGCCUGUUUUCCAACAUAGACAUAUCAUCUGAGACAGGUGGGGGUCAGAAGAACUUGCCCGGUACAAAACCGAGGCAGAUCCUGGCCAAGACAACAGCAGCCACCUCAGUGACGUUGGGCACAUCUGUCAACAUGGCAUCCAACCACAUCAACUCUGGUGGCACAGUCCUCAUGCCCACAACACAGCUGAAUAUAGUUCAGACGAAUUUCAUACCCGUCCUGGCCAUACCCUCGACGCUAAACCCUGGGAAGAUGGAGUUCAAGAG